Molecule: messenger RNA, 3095 nt
Organism: Nicotiana attenuata
Lineage: Eukaryota; Viridiplantae; Streptophyta; Magnoliopsida; Solanales; Solanaceae
Product: pentatricopeptide repeat-containing protein At5g65560-like
Exons: 1
Coding region: 171-2864 (897 amino acids)
Molecular function (GO): protein binding
Source: RefSeq, a predicted model, not a curated record
AAAAAAUAAAAUACGAAAGUCAGCCCUACUGUGUUCAGCUUCAGCAGCCACUGCGUUUCUCAGCUCCAUUUUCAUUCUCCAUCUUCAGCUCCAAUGAAUCUCAACACUUAAAAUAUUUUUCUUUCUUUGUGCAUGGAGUCGUCACAGCCGUCGUCCGAUUUCACAAUACAAUGAUUCAAUCAACGGCGUUGAUUACUACAUUCCGUUCAGUUAACUCAAUUCCUCUCUUCUUUAUUAAAUUCUUCCCAUUUUCCAUUUCAUCUUCAACCUCAGCAGAGUCUCCAGAACCUUCCAUUAAUCACCAACUCUUCUCCCUCCUUUCACAUCCGAAUUGGCAAAAACACCCUUCCCUCAAAACUCUAAUUCCUUCCCUAUCCCCUUCUUCCCUUUCUUCUUUCCUCUCACAAAACCCAAAUCUAAAUCCCCAAAUUGCCCUCUCCUUUUUUAAUUAUCUCUCUUGUGUCCCUUCCUUCAAACUCAAUGUUCAAUCCUACGCGCCCCUUUUACGCAUUUUAAUUUCCAAUAAUCUCUUUCGGGUCGCCCAAAAAACCCGACUUAACAUGCUUAAAUCUUGCGAAACGCGUGACGACGCCGUUUUUACGAUGCGUUUGUUGCUUGAUAUGAACAAAUAUGAUGAGUUUAAGCUCAAUGUGUGGGCUUAUAACACGUUGUUAAUGUGUUUAUCGCGAUUCGUUAUGAUUGAGGAAAUGAAAUGUGUGUUUGAUGAAAUGUUGAGUGAUUUAAUUAAGCCUGAUAUUUAUACUUUUAAUACUAUGAUUAAUGCUUAUUGUAAAUUAGGUAAUGUUGUUGAGGCUGAUUUUUAUUUGAGUAAGAUUUUGCAAGCUGAUUUGAGUCCCGAUACACAUACGUACACGUCGUUUAUAUUGGGGCAUUGUAGGAGAAAGGAUGUAGAUAGUGCUUACAAGGUGUUUGAAGAAAUGCCUAAGAAGGGUUGUCGAAGGAAUGUGGUUUCGUACAAUAAUUUGAUUCACGGGUUGUGUGAAGCGGGGAGGAUGGAUGAGGCGAUGAGGUUGUUUGUGGAAAUGGGAGACGAGGAUGCUUGUUGUCCGAAUGUGAGGACCUACACGAUUCUCAUUGAUGCGUUGUGUGGAUUGGAUAGGAGGGUGCAAGCGUUGCAAUUGUUUGAUGAGAUGAAGGAGAAAGGAUGCAAGCCGAAUGUUCAUACUUGCACUGUUCUUGUUGAUGGCUUGUGUAAAGACUUUAAGCUUGACGAAGCGAGAGUGUUAGUGAAUGUGAUGUCGGAAAAUGGACUAGUUCCAAAUGUGGUGACAUACAAUGCAUUGAUUGAUGGAUACUGUAAGAAAGGUUUGGUUGAUGUUGCAUUAGAUGUUUUUGACACAAUGGAAUCGAAUAAUUGUAUCCCGAAUGUCCGUACGUACAAUGAAUUGAUUUCUGGCUUUUGUAGGAUAAAGAAGGUGCAUAAGGCAAUGUCACUACUUGAUAAGAUGCUCGAACGCAAACUGUCUCCUACUGAUGUCACUUUUAACUUGUUAGUUCAUGGACAGUGUAAAGAGGGCGAAAUAGCUAGUGCAUUUAGGUUGCUUAGAUUGAUGGAAGAGAAUGGUUUGGCUCCUGAUGAGUGGACUUAUGGUACUCUAGUUGAUGGCUUGUGUGAAAGAGGCAGAGUUGAAGAAGCUCACACCAUUUUUAGCUCUCUGAAAGAGAAGGGUAUAAAGGUUAAUGUUGCGAUCUACACUGCUCUAAUUGAUGGAUUUUGCAAAGCUGAAAGAGUUGAUUUUGCCUUGACAUUGUUUAAGGAAAUGAUCGAGGAAGGUUGCUCCCCAAAUGCAUGCACUUAUAAUGUGCUGAUUAAUGGGUUGUGUAAACAGGGUAAUCAGCUGGAAGCAGCCCAAUUACUUCAAAGGAUGCUUGAAAGCGGUGUUAAACCCACAAUUGAAUCCUAUAGUAUCCUGAUUGAGCAACUACUGAAAGAAUCUGCCUUUAACCAUGCUUACAAGGUUUUUUAUUUAAUGGAUUCCAUGGGACACAAGCCUGAUGUCUGCAUUUACACUUCGUUUCUGGUUGCAUAUUACAAUGAAGAGAAAUUGAAAGAAGCAGAGGAUGUGAUGGCUAAGAUGGCAGAGGAGGGAGUUAGGCCAGAUUUGAUGGCCUAUACAGUAAUGAUUGAUGGCUAUGGUCGUGCAGGAUUAUUGAAUCGAGCCUUUGAUGUGUUAAAACGUAUGUUUCGUGCUGGACAUGAACCUUCUCAUUACACCUAUUCCAUUUUGAUCAAACAUUUGUCCCAAGGGGGACUUUAUCUCAAAACAGAGGCCAGUUCCAUUAAUAUUGCUGACGUGUGGAAAGCGGUGAAAUUCGAAACUUUGCUUGAACUCUUUGAUAAAAUGGGGGAAUAUGGCUGUCCUCCUAAUACAAACACUUUUAGUUCUCUUGCUACUGGCCUCUGUAGAGAAGGACGCAUUGAGGAAGCGUCGAGGUUACUUGAUCACAUGCAGAGCUGCGAAAUAUCUCCUAGUGAAGAUAUAUACACCUCAAUGGUAAAUUGUUGUUGCAAGUUGAAAUUGUUUGAGGAUGCAGCAAGAUAUCUUGAAACUAUGCUUACACAAGGUUUUUUACCAUGCUUAGAGUCAUGCAAGCUCCUCGUGUGUGGGUUGUAUGAUGACGGAAACAAUGAGAAAGCUAAGGCGACCUUCUUCCGGCUUCUUGAUUGUGGGUACAAUAAUGAUGAAGUAGCUUGGAAGCUUCUAAUUGAUGGCUUACUUAAGAGGGGUUUUGUAGAUAGAUGUUCGGAGUUGUUGGAUAUUAUGGAGAAAAAUCGUCUUCAGCUUAGUACCCAGACAUAUUCAUUGCUGCUAGAGGGAAUUGAUAGAACAGACAACAAAUAAAGUAUGAAGUUCGUACUUCUGUGAUUCUGCUGCAUAUGUUUGUGCAGUCAAGGAUGUCCACAACUAGAUCUUCAUUGACAAUGGAGAUCUUCAUGUGCACCUUGAUACCCUGUUGCUCGAAUAAAGAUCUCUCGUCCCAUGCCUGUAGGCUAUUCUGUUUAAGAGGAAUUUGCCUGCUGAGAGAUCACUCGGAAUCAUCACUUGGUACAUGCAGCUCCUUCUUACAAGUUU